Microcebus murinus (gray mouse lemur) is the source of this 12336-nucleotide messenger RNA. RefSeq names its product FER tyrosine kinase (gene FER). NCBI's taxonomy places the organism in Eukaryota, Metazoa, Chordata, Mammalia, Primates, Cheirogaleidae. The record is from RefSeq and is a predicted model, not a curated record. Gene Ontology annotation, molecular function: ATP binding; non-membrane spanning protein tyrosine kinase activity. Gene Ontology annotation, biological process: peptidyl-tyrosine phosphorylation.
UUAUUUUCAAUAUUACUUCUAGAUUUAAUGUUUUAUGAUUUUAUGAGCCUGGGUGAGUGCCUGCUACUUAGUAAAUUCUCAAUGCUACUUAGUAAAUGCUCAAUUAUUAAUAAUAUUAAAAAUGAAUAAAAGAAAAUAGGCAAUAAGAAAUAUAGUAAAAUAUUUUAUUUUAAUAUAAAUAUAAACUUAUUCAGGUAUAAAAAUCCAAAUUAUAUGUUUAAAAUUAGGGAAAAAGUGAGUGCAAGGAAAGAAUAUUGGUAAAGGGCAUUGUUUAUUGAAUGUGUCACCACUUAAGCAAAAAAACAAAAUUAAUAAAUUGUAAAUACAUCUUUUGAGACUCUUUUGGCAACAGAAUGCUUUUGGUGAGAUAGAGCAGGGACCUAGCCAAAGAAGCGUAGUAUGCUAGUUAAUUAUAUAGAUUCUGGAGCAAAGUUACUUGGAUGUGAGCCACAUAUUGGCUGUGGAACCUUGGGCAAUUUAGCAAUUUGGUUAACCUUUCUGUGCCUUGAUUUUCUCAUUUAUAAUAUAAACUAGGUCUUGUAAUAGAAUCUAUUUCAUAGGGUUAUUGUGGGGAGUUAAAUAAGUAAUCCACUUAAAAUGCUGAGAACAAGGCCCAGAUUGUAAGAAACUCUUCAACCCAUGUUGUCUCUUCUUGUUUAUUAAAUGUAAAUUUUUACAUUUACAUUUGGGACUUCUCUUGAUAGACAUGAUAUAAAGAAGAAUGGUUUUUACCAUCAACAAAAUAAAAAAGUGGUUACACAAAAAAGAAAAAUAGAGGAAAUUAUACAAAGAGGCAAGACUUAAAAUUUUUUUAAGGAGUAUAUCUAAUUAUAAAGGUAGCCAAAGGGUUUAAAGAAGGAGAUGUUUAUGUCAAAAUUGUGACCCAGGAAAGUUUUACUGAGUAAGAAUUUUGACUCUUUUGCUCUUUUUCUAGUAUUCUUAUUUGUUUUCAUAAAGUUCCUUGAACUUUGGUCCAUUUGAAAGAAUGUUCUGCACAGAAAAUGAAUAUGAUACCUUGUGUCUAGUAGUUUCUUAGUACCUUCAUUUUGAAAUGAAUGAAUGAAGGAGGAAUUUAUAUAGCAAUUAAGAAGGUAUUAUAAAACAGAUUAUCAAAAUAGGAGUCUUAUUCUCAGAUUAAGCAUUUAUGGGUUUUAAGUAUCCCAUUGUACUGCCUGCCUAGCUCUGCAACCUCAUUGUGUGUUGCUAAGCACAGUACAUUCUUGCAGCAAGGAAAUUUAAAAUUUUUAUUUCUAUUGAGACUAUAGAGAUCAUUUGCACAUGAUUUAAAUUCUUUUCCUUUGGAACAGAAGAAUUAUAAAGUAUUGGAGAGUUAUACCUCAAUAAAAAAUAAAAAUAAUGUCAAAAAGUGUUAGAUUAAGAAAAGCAUUGUUGUACAGCUGUCUGCAGGAUACUGUUUCAAGAAGUGUUUGAAAAUUUGGUCUAUUUCAGAGAUCUUGAGAUCCAACAACCUAAAAUAGGAAGAUUUCUACAUGAGGUAUAGGAAGAAAAUAAGUUUGUUUUUUUCUUUAAAUCAACUAGAAAAGAGAUUUCUUUCUUGGGUAGUGGAUCUUCACUUAAUGUAUGAGGAUUUUCUCAUUUUUGCUCAAAGCCAAACAUUUGUUUGCUGUAUCAGUUCCUUUAAUUUAGAACUGACUGGUAUACUUCCAUGCCAAUAGGGGGAGACAGUAUGAAAUAGGAGCCAGAUCUGUGCCUCUUUUCUAUCUUGCUUUUCCUCAGCCAGGAAGGUUUGUGGACAGAUUGACUUCUGGGGGCUUGCUAUCACUGGCUCUUAGCAAAGUUUUGAGAUGGAGCAGAAAAGGAAAUGUUUCUAUUGUGAUAAUCUGCUGGAGCCUGGUAUUGGCUCCCAAUUCUGUAGAACAUGUGCUUUAAGGUUCAGCUCUGAGGCUUCCACAUCAGAAGUCCAUAGAGAUCAGGAAAGAAAGGAGAGACUAUCCAAAUUGGAGUCUAUUCGUCAUUCAAUUGCUGGAAUAAUUAGGUCUCCAAAAUCUGCACUGGGCUCUUCAGCACUCUCUGAUAUGAUCUCUGUCACUGAGAAGCCCCUGGCAGAUCAGGACUGGUACCAUGGGGCAAUUCCCAGAAUAGAAGCACAAGAACUGUUAAAACAACAAGGAGACUUCUUGGUGCGAGAGAGUCAUGGGAAACCUGGUGAAUAUGUCCUUUCUGUAUAUUCUGAUGGACAAAGGAGACAUUUUAUCAUACAAUAUCUUGAUAAUCUGUAUCGAUUUGAGGGCACUGGGUUUUCAAACAUCCCUCAACUUAUAGAUCAUCACUUUUCAACAAAACAGGUCAUCACUAAGAAAUCGGGUGUAGUUCUGCUGAAUCCUGUUCCUAAGGAUAAGAAAUGGAUUCUCAAUCAUGAAGAUGUCAUAUUAGGAGAACUACUGGGCAAGGGAAAUUUUGGUGAAGUAUAUAAGGGCACAUUAAAGGAUAAAACUUUCGUUGCUGUUAAAACAUGUAAAGAAGAUCUUCCUCAGGAGUUGAAAAUAAAAUUUUUACAAGAAGCCAAAAUUCUCAAGCAAUAUGAUCAUCCCAAUAUUGUCAAACUUGUAGGAGUUUGCACACAGAGACAGCCUGUCUACAUCAUUAUGGAACUGGUUCCAGGAGGUGAUUUCCUCUCCUUUCUGAGAAAGAAGAAGGAUGAGCUAAAACUCAAACAGUUAGUGAAAUUUUCAUUAGAUGCUGCUGCUGGCAUGUUAUAUCUCGAGAGUAAAAACUGUAUACACAGGGACCUUGCUGCAAGAAACUGCCUAGUAGGUGAAAAUAAUGUUCUGAAAAUCAGUGACUUUGGAAUGUCUCGUCAGGAGGAUGGUGGAGUAUAUUCAUCUUCUGGCUUAAAACAGAUUCCCAUUAAAUGGACAGCACCAGAAGCUCUUAAUUAUGGGAGAUACAGUUUUGAGAGUGAUGUGUGGAGCUUUGGCAUCCUCCUCUGGGAGACCUUCAGCUUAGGGGUCUGUCCAUACCCUGGAAUGACAAAUCAACAAGCAAGAGAGCAAGUGGAAAGAGGAUACCGGAUGUCAGCACCCCAGCACUGUCCAGAAGAUAUUUCUAAAAUUAUGAUGAAAUGCUGGGAUUAUAAGCCUGAAAACCGCCCUAAGUUCAGUGAUCUUCAGAAAGAGCUCACUGUCAUCAAGAGAAAAAUCACACAGUAACAGAACAGUGCGACACUCAGCCUUCAGGACUCUGUCCUCCAGUAGAUUAAUAUUGUUGUUCUCAUUAACCAUGAGUUGAUGCCACGUUACCUGCAACAGUCUUCUAAGGUUAUUUUUUAUUAACUGGGUUUUUAAAAAUAUGUUCUACUUAAAAAAUGUCAAAAGGCGAAUUUGUUAAAGAAAUAGCCCUGCCAAGAGCUUUAUUAGCUAAAUCCUGCCAUUUCAUUUCCAUUGCAAAUAGAAAAACACAGGCUCUAAAUGUGUGAAGGAUAAAAGAUCCGUCUUUUUCACACCCAGGACUAUUGAUGUUCCUACUUUUGGCACAGCUUGUGGGCUGCUGUCCUGUUCCACAGACCCUACCCAAUUGGUGCUAUAAACUGCAUUGGUAAUGCCCUGUUUGCAGGACACGUUCCAACCACAGUUGGCUUUCUACUCUGCUAAGGCAAGAUUAUAUUUGUAAACGUCAUUUUAUAUGGGAAAUUAUUUGGACCUCCUAGGGUUUUCUUUUCUUUCUUGCCAGAAAUAAGCCUAGUAUAAGAAUCAUCGUGCUAUUGCAUUAUUAGUAAACUUGUCAUUUUCCUCCUUUGUCUGGGCAUCAGAAAAUAAUACAUGCAAUGUCCUCAAAGAACACACUGUUAAGAGUUGAGGCAGCUUCUUUUAACGGGUGUUAGUGCUGUGACAGCAAGAAGCAAGUUUGAACAAGAGAGUGGUCUGGAGAAAAGACCAGCUAGAAUGGUGAUCAAAGUAGAAAAUAUAAAAUCCACCUUUUUAUGAGAGUUAUUAUGCCUUUAUAAACACACAUGUCCCUUUAUGGUCCGAAUUCAGCAAAAAGGUCCUAAGAAAUGUUUCGGGAGUUCAUAGAGCAAGCCCUCUUAAUAGCAGUAAAAUUUUUUAGAGAAAAUCCACAGAAAUAACAGCAUAAUUCUAGUCAAGUAUCUUCACCUUAGUGGAGGCAUCCCAAAAUGUAAUCACCUUCAUUUGUACCAGUUUCCAGAGCUGUCAGAAUUUCGUGAUUCUAUUUUCAUGUGCGUGUACACACCACCAGGGUGCAAGGCAGAUGUGAAUGAAGUCGAGUAUUAAUGAGGGAGACAACAUGGGGACAGCCCUCCCAUCUCCACUGCCCACCUUCACUGACCCUUACCCUGCUCCCUGGACAUUGUUAGCAUCAUUAGCUGCCAGUUAGAUAAGCACAGUGCUGAAGAUCUCUCCUGCCGAUAAAACGUGGCAUAGUUAAAACAAGGAUCUGCUGAGCCGAAUCUAAGCUGGACCCAGGGAACUUACCCCAUGAUCUGUAGAUAGUUGCCUCUCAGGAUAAAUACGUGUGUGGGAGAUGAUCCUGCUCAGGGGUGAAUGUGGCCUGGAAGCCUUUAAUAAAUUCUCAGGCCUGUGUGUCCAGAUAAAUAUCACCUUGAGUAUUUGGUCUGUGUUCAUUGAAAGAUCUUAGAACAGAAAAUUCCUCCUGCCCUUUCCAGCUGUUUGCCUCCCCUGAAUAUCAUUGUGCAGAACUCCCACAGGUACUUUAAAGAGUAUAAAAAGGACAAUACUGAAGAGAAAAAUGACUUGUGUCUAUCAUUUCAAUCUCCUUGCAGAUUUUAUGCACAUUUAAUGAUUAGUACCAUUCAGACUAAAAUGAAAGCAUCAUAAACUUCUCCUCAAAAAAUAUAUUUGCAACAUACAAAGCAACUUCUUUUUAAUCAGCAUAGUUUUCCUUGAUGUCAAAUAUUAUAAAUAAAUGGAACUUUCUUUUGAUGGAGCAUACUAUGCUAAAUCAAAGCACAGACUCAUGAAUUAAGAUAAAGUGCUGUGGUCUUCAGGCACUUGCCAGCCUUCAAAAGUAAGAAUAAUAUGGGACAUUUCUACCCUUUUGUCAGUAUUACCCAGUGAAUCUCUGUUUGCAAUAUUCUUUGUCUGUUUAAAGAAAACAGUCUCCUAUCACUUAGUGGCCUCACGCUAAGCUCUCAGCAAGGAGAAAGAAUGAUGGUUGUGGCUUUAAUAUUGUGAACAAGACCUAAAGCUUAAUCCUUGCAUUCUUCUGGUGUAAGGAAUGAACACAGAAUUGAUAUUUCACUCAUCCAGGCUGUUAGAAUUUGCAAUUCACAUCAUAACUCUGUGCUUAAAUUUAAAAAGCUUUUCAAAACAUCAUGACAUCUGCAGCAUUUAAAUUCUAUUUUAUUUUUUGUCCCAAAGCAGGCAGUGGUAUAGUUCAAGAUUAAUAACUCAUUGGGAGUCUUUCAGGCUAUCAGCUGUAUAGAAUAUUAAAUUUUAUAUAGGUACAUGCAUUAGGAAAAACUUAUGCAAACCAUUUUUACUGUUAAUUUUGUUGUGCUUGAAGUAUAAUUUAUUCAUCCCUUCUGUCACUGAUAAUUAUUGGAAUUAUGUACUUUAGGAGGCUAAUCCAUAUCCAAAACCACACAUAUAAAUACUGCUUUGAAUUUGCAAGUUGAUGCAGGGAAAGAAAGCUUCAGAAAUGCACAAAAUCCUAUGACUUGUUUAGCAAGAACGCAGUUGUAAUGCAUUUGGAAAAUCCAAAAUUUCCACUGGUCUGAAUGUAAUUAAGUCCAGUCACAAAUCUUUUUGUGGUUGAUGGAUUAUCUAAGAGUUUCAUAUAUCACUACUGUAUAGUUCCUCUCUCAUAAUUCUUUAAAUUUAUUAAUAUGAGAGAAGAGAGUUAAAUGUAAACAGUCUGUAUCUCACCUGCAUUUUUCUACCUUGAACCACCAAAGAGCCUUUAUGAGAAACAUUUAGGUAGUUCAUCAUUUUUCAAGGAAAGACAUUUUUCAAUGUCAAAUUAACAUUUAUUACCAACAUGUGAAAACUAAAAUUAAUUUUAUAUUCCAUGUAAUCUAAGGUUACUUCCGAAAGCCAACAUAUUCUUUCUCUUCCAGAAAAAUAAUAAUAAAGGAUUAGCAGGUUUUAUGUAAACUUUCAGAAACUGAGGAUUUCAGUCCAUCCUGCCACUAGGUCCCUAGUGAAAGGUCUCAUGUAAUUAUUUCUCUUUUAUCUCCCAAAUUUAAUAUGGGCAAUAAAAUUCCCCUUCCAUAAUUCACCAUUUAUCAUAAAUACAAUAGUAUUGAAACAUCUUACUAGCAGAUCAGUGUAGAUCAAGAACAUAACUGGGUCAGGUAUUGUUCAACAUAGAUUUCCCAAUUGUUGUUCAUUUUAUGGUUAUUUUGAAAAGAAAACAAUGUUUUGUCAUUGAAAUAGUUUUAACUUCCUUUAAGCCAUGAUAUGGUUUUCCUGUCUAUCUGAUAUUAAUUUCACUUUUACCAUAUAGUUUUAUAAUGUUUGGUUAGUACCACUAAAAUAACUUCACAAUACUGGUAUUUGUGUUCAGAAGAAAAUGUUUUAGCUAUGAUAUAUGCCACACACUGAGGACCUUGUAGUAGGAUAAACAAUCAGAAUGCAACAAUAUAAAUAUCUGGAUCAUACACCACUUUUGUCCAAGAUUAUCCCAGUUACACCACUUUAUUAUUGAUUCUUGUGAGUCAUCAGUAGUUUUGAGAGUAUACCCGAAAACCUCAAUUAGUAUACUCUGUGUACAUUGUGGCCACGUGUCCUUUGAAGAUUGAUAUUUUCUGAAGAGCUUGUUUCCCUCAGCCCUCUCCUUUUUACACAUGCUGACUUUAUCACACCAUUGAUACUUUAAAUGGUUCUUAUCAGAAUUGGUUGUCCAUAAGUAAUAUUCUGAGUCCUGGAAAGAUUGAUUUUUGUAUUUAGGAGGUCAAAGCCCUCACACAAGACAUAUAACAUUACAAAAUAAAAAGAGCAACAAAGAGGCAAAGGAAAAAAUGUUUUCUUUAUGUAUUGAUAAUUAAAUGGGAUCAAAGAUUUUAUAUGAAAAUGAGUUUAUAUUACAUUUCCACAUACUAUUAAGUUAGCAUGAAAGUUUACCAUUAAAAUAAAAUGUUACCUCUUCUAUUACUGAUUUGCUUAUACAUAUCAGAAUUGUGUUAUUAAAUAUUUUAAUAUGUUUUUUCUGUUUUAAUUAGCUUCAUGUCAAGUUUAAAUACUGUAUUAUUUGGAAGAAUCUAGAACUAUGUAUUCGUUCUGCAAAAGAGACUCUGACUUAAAAUGUCAGAAUUUCAUGUACCAAGAUUACCUACUUGAAGGAGAUAUUGGUACAGUCCUAGAGUCCCAUAAAAUUCUCAUUUAAAAAAUAAUACUGUAAUACAAGGGAGUAUAUAAACUAUAUAUUUUAGCCACAAUUCAAUUUAAGGGAAAUAUUUAGUACCCCUUAAAAACUCUCCUACUGCUUCACACUGAUUCAAAGAUUAAAUUCUGAAUUGUUAAAGUAUAGGCAUUAAGAAUCACUUAGCUACCUAAUAAGGACUGAGAUUCUUAGGUGGUAGAAAAAUCCUGCUGUGUUAAAUUCUCAGUCACUUUAAAUAGUACAGAAGUAAUGAGCAUAGGCUUCAGUCUAUCUGCUAAUAAGGUGCUGAGGCAAGCAUAUCCAAAGGCAAAAGAGGACAGAACCAGUUAUUCCAAGGCAGCGUGAUGCAGCCCUACAGAGUGUGAAAAAAUUAAAAUGGGACAAAGACUUGGACAAUGCCAUUAGGAAGCCUGAGAAAACAGUGCCACAAGGCCAGAUCCUUUCCUAUAGAAAAUAAAAAAGAUCUUCAGAACCAAAAGCAGCAAAAGUGGUCACCCGCCAGUGUGUGUGCCUUAGUGUGAGCAAACAAAUCCUUCUCUCUUGUGCUCAGAGCAGUUUCAUAUCCCAGCUCAGAGAUGCUGCCACGCUGGGCAAUGCUUAUACUCGCUCUGCUCCCCACUGGUGGAUUUGAUCAUAUAUGUUCACGUUUUUCAAAGAGACCACCCAAAAUUUAAGUUUGCAAUAAUUUAACAUUUCUUAAACUAAGAUCACUGAUUUUUCAGACUUUAUUAGAAAUCUUUGGUUGCAGUGGGGCUUAACCUGGGCUCAGGUCUCCUAAAUGAGAGCACACUUAGGCCGCCCUAUUUCACUGUUUCAUUAAGGUUAACUAAAUGACACUUAGAGUUUCCCACAGAGGGACCUCACUGUGAUGAUCUCUACUCUAGGGAAACAGAGAAUUUGGCAGGGAAACAGGAAAAUACCAGUUAAGUAGCAAUAUUCCUUGUCUUUAAACUAGUAACGUUUGAGGGAAAGGACUCUUAGAACAUCCUAAAGCUAGUCCGAGUGCAGCAGGGCUCAGCGAAGACACAGAAAGGCAGAGAAAGAGACCUCAGGAAGGGAAGGUUGAGAGGAGAUAAAGGGCAAUAACAAGCACCAAUGUAAAAUGACUCGAAGGCUAACAACCUUCCAAGGAAUAAAUGCAGUAUCAGUAAGAGAAACUAAUCCUCAAAAUGGGGGCUAAGGGGCUUCCUGCUGCAUGCUAUUAAAUAUUACACGCCUCUCAAGUCUCUACAGCAUUUUAUUAAAGGGCACCGAAUUAAAUAUUGCUUUGAUUUUCUUUAUGCUCCUUAUAAUCUCACAAGGUAGCCACUGUUGAAUCCGAAUUACCCUUGCUCUGUUUUUCUGUAAGGCUGCAGACACGAUGGUGGUUCAGCCCACUGUAAGCAGUGGGAGGCUGAGCUAUGGCACCCAUAUAUCUAGGGUAGCCAGCACUGGAGGAAAAUUGCUACGAAUGCUCCUGUUUUUCAUCUUAUUAAAGAAAAAAUAUUUUGCAGAUUUGUAACAGAAGGACAGAUUUAGCUUCCCUCCUGUCAGCAAACUUGUAAGAACCCCAAAGCAAGAAUAUUUGGGAUUCAUUCUAAGAGACUCAAAUCUUGAAUUUCUAAACUAUCUUCCCAAACAUUAUCAUUGAGGCCACCAAGAUGCAAGUGUUCUACAAAGUAAUAAACCGUUCCAAGUGAUCAUAAUGCCCCUGGUAGUGGAAUUUUAUGUUUCCCCACCUUAGCUUUACUCAUUCGGGAAGCUUUUUACCAUCUACCACGUCAAGUGCCAUAAAUGCUGCCGCGUGUUCAUUUUCCCAGUAUUUUUGACUUCUGGUUAGUAUUUCCCUGUCUCAUCUUCAGCUUCUCAAUCUUUUGCUUUGCCAAAAUAGAAAAGCCUUUAUCAUCAUCAGCUUCUAUUGAAAAAUGUUAUCAUUGGCCUCAACCAAAGAGUUUCUCCCCAGGUGCUCAGGGGCCCCAGCCUUACAAGGGAGGCCGAGGCACCUGCUUGCCAAGGCUGGCUGCACACACGGUGUGCCAGGAGCCCCAUGGUGGAUGCACCUGAGAAUACAAAGAUGACCUGGUUGUAGUCCUUGAUGUGGAAACAGGACAAAUAGGUGUGUUAGAUGAGUGGCUCUAUCAGGAGAGGCUCUUGGGAGAUUUUUUCAGGACAGCAAGUUACUGCGAGUAGGUGUGUCCAGGGAAGAAGCCUGUUGACUUGGCCAAGGAAGCUGAUCAGGUGACCUCCCACACCCCACUGAAGAAAUGUUGGACACUAAUGAUACUGCUCUGCCUUAACCCCCUGGACACACUCAGUCCUUCCAUUCCACUCUUUUAUACCAAUAGUUUUUGUUAUUUCCUCGUUAUUCCUCUUGUUAGCAGAUGUCUGGAAGUAUUUCAACUGUGUAAUGUUAAAGGGUUUCUUUCACAGCCUCAGAAAAGAGGGUGGCAACUAUGAGCCUUAAGUUCAAAAGAAGCCAGUCUACCUAGAUUUACAAACCCCAGAGCAUCACUGUAUCAAAACAUCAGUUCUUCUCUACAGUUCCCCAAAGCUGUACCCUUCCUAAAAAGCCAAACAUCACACCUUUUUCCUAUUUGCUAAGAAUGUCUUUAGUAUCAGAAUAAGCACAUUUAAAAUGCUAUCCAAAGAAGAUUCAUAUUAGAUGAUAUAUUAAAAGAAGCCACAUUUUGAACUGUAACCAGACAAUAGAAACACCACUGUACCCCUUUGUCGUCAGUUAAAACGCCCUUGCAAAAUCUAUGAACACUCAAGCAGUUCAUCUUAUCACAAGAGACCAUACCUCAUUUAGAAAACAGGACAGAUAUCAAUGGGAAAUGUCAAUGUCCUAAGCAACAAAGGAUAAAUCUAAGAGGUCCAUUAAAAAAGAAAUCCCAAUUCAUAGAUAGGAGCAGCAAAAAUCUGGGUAUGAAAAGAAGAAAUCGUGAGUUCCAACUGUCAAUAUUAAUAGUUUCUUCAUGUAACUUCUGUCAAAUAGUGCAACCUUGGAGUUUUCUUUUGAGUUACCUGAAUAAUCUUUAUAAAGCAAAAAAUUAAAUUCCCUCCAGUAGGGGCUCAGGUCUCUAACUGCCCUGGAUUUAAAGCCUUAGGAGCUAAAGAGAGGAUCUGGAAUCUGAUAUUACUGAGGUGUUAGGUAAAAGGGCCAUCCUGGCAGUCUUUGUCAGCUCACUAAUCCAUGCUUUUAGUUUUUAAACCCAGAAGAAAAUAAAAAAGCAAAACACGUAGGAAUUCUUCUUUUACAAAUAAUUUGAUGUGGAAUAAAUAAACUUACCUGCCUCCUCUUAAACAAAUGCCAGACUGUUGCAAGCAAACGUGGAGGGCAAAUUGUUCAGAGCCAUGGUUGAUACAACUUUGAAUGUUUUCUCCUAACCCAAAGUACAGCAGUUCUUGCAAGACUAUAGGGUGCUACAACAGAGGCCCAAUCGCUUGUCAGUUUGAAUUGCCUCACUUCAGGCACAAUCAGAAGACCAAUUCCAACAGAAGUGAACUUAUUUGUCAUAAUUCCACCUUAGAUUCUAGGCCUUUCAUACAAUACACAAUAUAUACACGUUCUAAUGGAAUUCACUGUUUUUGGUUUUAGUGUCAAAGAGAUUGGUUCCACAAGGUUCACUUGUUUUCCCUUAAGUGUAUUUUAUAAUCCUGUGGUUCUAAAUUCAAUCCCAGAUGUAGUAUCAGAACAUCACAUCAAAUCAAAAUCAGAGACAAAGGGGAACUGGUAAGAAGGGAUCUCAAUUAUUUCAAGUUCAUGACCAAAGUGGCCGAAGACAUGCUGACAUGCCCUUUCACUUGCUGACAUUCCACUUUACAAAAUGUCAGGUAUCCACUUCCAUCCUGUGACAUAGGCUCAACGUGGACCAAUGGCCAGGAACAUAUUUCAAUGGGCCUUUUCUGUUCAUCAUUCUCCUCCAUAGAACAUUGAGAUUUCUCACUGAAACAGCUCCUUUACUCAGAUAUCUAUAGAUUUUAUGAUUAAUUUAUGCUUAAAUGUAUUAAAUUUGGUGGCCUAAUGCAGCAACUGAAUAUGGUGGUGGGGUCGGUACUAUGAAUUCUGCUGACUUUAUGUUAUGGUUUUUUUUGUAUGUGUGUGUUUGUGGUUUUUUUUUGGUUUUGUCGGGCUUCUGGUGAGUGCCCUAAAAAGAUUGCUCUAAAGUCAUAGCCACACAACCACCACAUAGGGAAAGGCCAGAUAAAUACAGGAGAAUAUUAUCGAGUUGUCAGAGAACCAACCAAGCACAGCCCUUACUUCAGGAACCCAAGCAAACUGAAAGCAAAGACAGUGUACAAAUGGUGCCCCUGCCAGUUGGCUGUGGGCCCACUAGCCUGAGGCACUGCGCCUUUUCCUGGCAUAGGCCCAUAGGGAGUGGUUGUGGAAAUGUGAUUUUUAUGAGUUACUUCCUCUUCCUUUUUAUAGAAAAGGAGUUUGAGAUGAUGGUGUGGGAGUGGGGUCCUCAGCCACCAAAUGGUAUAAAUGUUCCACCUGCAAGCAGCAUUUUGAGCAAAGUACUCCUGUGGUUUACAGAGUUUUCUUUUAGUGCCAAUGUAUGGUCCAUUUAAUGUCAGAUUAAAGCACCUUUAAUCUUUGUUGUUGUUUUAAAAUAAUAUAUUUGUGAAGUAGAUAAAAGAAACACUGGAAAUAGGGUGCCUCUUCUGGAAGGUUCGAGUGUAAAACAUACAAACAAGGCUUUGGUGGGUUUAUGUGGCUUUGUAAGCAAGUCUAAAAAUAAGAGCUAAAUAGAUAAAGCUUUUAGUUGUCUAUCUUUUAUCAUUUUUAACUCAGAUCUGUAUUUAACACUUAUUUAUUUGUUAGUUUUUACAUUCAGAAGAAAUACACUUUGAGCCUUGGCUAACAUGAUAGGAUAUUUUUAAAUUGUUUUCUACAUUUUAAGACAUGAUUUCAUCAUUUUUGUAAACUUAGACCAUUUUUGAAUAGCCUCCCUCUCUUUUCCCAUAGACCAAUUACCACUCAUGGGUCUGCAGAACCUUUUACUGUAUUCUUAUAAUAAAUGUAAAAUAUUUGUA